UCAUCGCUAGCCCCUGGCGACAUGCUGCUAGUGUGAACGGGGUUUACGAAACGCGGCGCGACUGAAAGGAAGUAACUCACACAGAGAAUAUUUCAACCCAUAUCUAGACGGAGGACAACACAAGAGUUACAAAUUCUGACGAUGGAUGAACAUCCAGAAAACGAUCAGGGUCAACAGCCGAGAGGACGAAGAGGAGUAAAGAUACUUGGUGGAAGGAUACAGAGGCAAAACAGAGGAAGAAGCAGAAAAGGCCAAGAACAGAGGGUGUGGCCAAAGGUUUCAGUGGUGCUUUGUCGUCAUUGCAAGAUUUCAGAUGCAACCCAGUCAGUUCUUCGAAGGCACCAAACACUGGCUCGUGACCAGACCGCUCCCCUGCAACUACAUACUGUGUGUACUUUGAAGACUAGAAGUUUAUUGUUUUCAUUCCAGGUCACCGUAGCCAUCAGAUCCAGUCUGAAUUCAGAUCAGAUGGUGGAUCAGAACCUAGAAAUGACCUCGGCAGCCCUGAAUGUCAGCGGAGACCAUGGCCGUUUCUCAAUAUGCGUUCUUGUCUGUACUUGUGUUCUUGUGGACCAGUCGUCACCAGUCGUUGCCCAAGUACUGUUCCAAUUCAAAGUUCACAUCGAGCCAAGUACAGUUCAAAUCCCCGGAUGUGUUCUUGCUCCGCCCCCUUUAUCAAGGAACUUGAGGCAGCCAGGUAUCCCAGAAUGCAUUUCGCACCAAUCAGCGAGCGUAGAAUGUAGUUGUUUAAAACUCAAAUCUGCGGUUUAUUUGUAAAGUUAGCGCCUAUUUGAAAAUUAGUUUCGCCGAUUUCGGAGACGUGAGCUCCACGCGAUCACCAGGCGCUCAGUGCUCAUGUAUCCGCCGAGAGCAGGCUCACCGCGGCUAGUGCUUCUGACAUUUGCCGCUGGCUCUGGUGUCUCUGUAGUGGUUAAACAUGAGGUAAAAUUUGUUUUGGGUAAA
Molecule: messenger RNA, 963 nt
Organism: Onychostoma macrolepis
Lineage: Eukaryota; Metazoa; Chordata; Actinopteri; Cypriniformes; Cyprinidae
Exons: 4
Coding region: 142-777 (211 amino acids)
Source: RefSeq, a predicted model, not a curated record